AUGUAAAUUUUAAAGAAAUUCGCGGAUUCGAAGUCAGCCAAAAUUGGAAUCGUUGUCGCUUUGGGUUUGAGCGGUGUUGCUCUUACCUAUCAUUAAUACGAUAAGGCCAAGAAAUCUCGCAUAAUCGCGACUUAAAACCCACCUGUCGCUGAAAACGAGUUUGGAUAAAAUCGAUUUUUAACUUAAACAGGAGCCAUUCAAAGAUGGGGUCAAAUUGUAUAAGAUAGUAUUUCAUAUAAAGUGGAUUUAUUGUUGAAAAAAGGUGAAUCAUAUAGUGGUUUAGUAACAUUGGAAUUUGAUGCAAAACACACCUUGACAGAUUUGUAUGUUGAUUUUAGAGGAAAGAGGGUGGUUAGUUUGUAUGUCAAUGAAAAUAAGAUUAACAAUUUGGAUUGGAAUGGAUUAUUUAUCAAGGUACCAAAAGAAUUCUUGAGGACAUCUUAAAAGAAUAGAGUUAAUAUCUAAUUUGAGUAGGAUUAUGCUAAAGAUGGAUGUGGAUUACAUGGCUAUAUUGAUAAAGAUGGAAAAUAAUAUCUGUAUAGUUAAUGUGAAUCUUAUUUCACAAACAGAUUUUUCCCAUGUAUGGAUCAACCUGAUUUGAAAGCCAAAUUGAGAUUCACUGCAGUAUGUCCUAAAGAGUGGGUAGUUAUUUCAAAUGAAAAUGCUGAUCAAAAUUAAUAGUUCAAUUUUGCCUAGGCUGCUAAUGUCGUUAAAGAUUAUCUGCCUUAAGAAUUGGUGGAGAGUUAGCUCUAAAAUCUCGAGAAUUCAGAUUCAUACAACUUUUGGGUGUUUGGUGGAACAAAAACUUUGCCAACAUAUUUAUUUGCUUUAGUUGCAGGAGAAUAUUGGUCAGUCAAAUUUUAAGGAGAACAAGAUGAUAUACCAUAGACUAUAUAUUGCAGAGAAAGCUUAAAAGAACACAUGAUAAACUUAAAAGAUUUCAUAUUUGAAGUAACAAAGAAAAGUAUGAAAUUCUAUGAGAAUUUCUUUGGAGUCAAAUAUUAAUUCAAUAAAUAUGAUUCUGUCUUUGUUAAUGAGUACAAUUGGGGUGCAAUGGAAAAUCCUGGAUGCGUGACAUUUAAUGAUUUUUAUGUUUUUAAGGAGAAGAAGCCAGCAACUAGUUAUACUUCAUUUGCUAAUACAAUUAUUCACGAAAUGGCUCAUCAUUGGUUUGGAGAUUUUGUAACAAUGAAAUGGUGGAAUGAUUUAUGGUUAAAUGAAAGUUAUGCUGAAUUCAUUUCCCACUUUUGUUAGGAAAAUAUUAAAAUUGAAACAAUCAAAUUAUCUAACAUUCCUGUUAUGUUUAAUUAGAGAAAGGGAUGGGGAUACAGAGAAGAUUAAAUGCUUACUACACAUCCAAUUGCUGGUGAAGUUAUCAAUACCGAAGUAGCAGAGAAUAUUUUCGAUGGAAUUACAUAUUCCAAAGGAGCCUCAGUUAUGAAAUAAUUAAUGUGUAUUAUGGGAGCAGCUAAAUUUGGAGAGGCUUGCGGAAAUUAUUUUAGAAAAUUCGGAUGGAAGAAUGCUGUUUUAUAAGAUUUAAUUGAUCAUUUAUAAGAGAAAUUUGAUAAUCCAGAAUUUACAUUGUCCUAUUGGAAAUAACAAUGGAUUGAAACUGCUGGUAUGAAUGAAAUUGAACCUUAAUGGGAUUAAACAGAUAGAUCUCAUCAAGCUAAAUUAACUGUCUUUUAAAGACCUGCUCUAAGUUAAUUCCCUACAUUGAGAAUUCAUAAAAUUAAAAUAGGAUUUUUCCAUGAUAAUGGCAUCGAUUCCAUUGACACUAUACUCAAAGCAACAGAAGAAAAUGUUAUCACUUAUGAUGGUAGUAAGGGAUAUAGAGCAUUAUUGUUGAAUUACGAAGAUUAAUCCUUUGUGAAGGUACUUCUUGACUAAGAGUCCACAAAAUAUUUCAGUUAAAAUUUACAAGCAGUCUAGGAUAUCCUAACUAGAACUUUGAUUUACAGAGCUCUUUUUGAUAGUGUAAGAGAUGGUAAAAUAAGCUCAGAGGAGUAUGUUGAUUUCCUUUUGGCCUAACUACCAAGAGAAAAUUCAGAUGAAAUUUUGAAUACUUAAUUGUUAUACUUAUAAUCUGCUAUUGCAUCCAUGACACCAAGAAAAUUCAAGAAGAUUCUUGGUAAAAGAGUAUUUACAUUCCUCCUAGAACAAAUAAUCAAAGUUAGUAAAGAUCCAUAAUAAGAAAAUAAAUUGAUUUUAUUAAGAAACAACAUGGCAGCAUUUGCAUAUGAUAACACAUGUGUCGAUGAAUUGUUGGCUUGGUUCUAAGGAUAAAAUCAAGAAUUAUCCUCAAUUGAAUGCACCAAAGAUACCAAAUGGGCAAUUGUUAAAUUAGUUUAUGCCUCUUAGAAAUAUGAUUCAAAUCCUGAAUUAAGAAAAGAGAUCCUCGAAAAGAUGUUGUAAAUUGAUACUUCUGAUGCUGCUUCAAGAGCUCAAUUGAAAUGCAAAGCUCUUAUUGCAAACGAAUAAGAAAGAGCUGCUCUUUGGUAAAAGUACGUUGAUCCCAACGAUAAAGAAUCAGCCAAAAUGAUUGCAGAAUCAAUGGCUGGAUUCAAUAAUGAGAGACGUUACCUGAGUUUGGAACCAUAUUAAGACAAAUUCUUCGAAGUCAUUAUUCAAAUCUUCCAAACUAAAAGUAACGAUUUCAGUAAGACUUUCUAUGAUUACCUGUUCCCAAUCACUGAUGAUUUGGCCAGUCUUUGCAAUAAAGUCGAGAAGUUGAGAACUACUGUUCCUGAAAAUUUGAUCACUCUAAAAAUGCAAGUGGAUAAAUCACUUGAUUCACUUAAGAGAUAAGUGAAGUAGUUUGAAUGUUUCUGUAACCAAGCCAAAUUAGCUACAUAAUAAGUAUAAGAAAAUGAAGUAUGA
Molecule: messenger RNA, 2880 nt
Organism: Paramecium tetraurelia
Lineage: Eukaryota; Ciliophora; Oligohymenophorea; Peniculida; Parameciidae
Exons: 5
Biological process (GO): proteolysis; peptide catabolic process
Cellular component (GO): cytoplasm
Molecular function (GO): zinc ion binding; peptide binding; metalloaminopeptidase activity
Source: RefSeq, a predicted model, not a curated record